AUGGCGUCGAUCCUGCCGAUAAUAACCUUCAAGGCUGGUAUCUGCGAUGCAGACACCUCUAGCAAGCCCUACAAGAUCAAACCACAGCCGACCCCCGGCUACAUCUACCUCUACUCUGAAGAUGACUUGAUCCACUUCUGCUGGCGAGAGCGCAGUGCCGCCUUGGACAGUCCCGAUCUCGACCUUGUGAUGGUGCCCAUGGACGGUGAAUUCGUCGCCCACAAUCCCGACGACCAACAGUCAGCAAAGACCAACGGCCGUAUUUUUGUACUCAAGUUUGGAUCCUCCUCUCAGAGACACUUUUUCUGGCUCCAGUCCAAACCCCAGUCACGCAAUGGGGAUCCUAGCUGGUUCAGCCCUCGGGAUAAGAAAAUUGGCGAGAUCGUCAAUGCGCUGCUCCAGGGCGAGGAAGUCAACGUCGGCCGGGAGCUCGCACAAGCUCGCAACACCAACGACAGACGGGACGACGACGAUGACGACGACGACGAGACGAUGGAAGAUGCCGAGGGCCACGGAGACCGGAGCAAUCAGACCCAAGGCGGCAGUGGCGGUGCUGGACCUGGCGCCACAGGCGGCGACAUUAGGGAAGAGGGAGAGAAUGCCAGAGAGGGCGGAGGCGAUGGAGCACGAGCCGCUACCAGUGGCCCUGACACGGAUGCGGAUGCUGCUGUUCGGAAUUUCCUGGAGUCAUUACGAGGCAACGCUGGCCUGGGUGGAUCUCACCAAGGUGGACAGCAACAACACGCCGACAAGCCUUACCCUUACCUCAGCCACCUUCUCCCGAACGAGUCCACAAUUCCAAUGCUGCGAUCAGCCUCAGAGGAGUACAUUGAUAGCCUCUUGAGCUUCUUGCCACCCGCGAUCCUCGUUCUUGCCACGGAAUCAGAUGACCUGGGCGAUUCGGAGCCCACCCCAGAGGCAGCCGCGGCGGCUAAGGCUACCCUGAGUCUGGCAGAGAAAAAGAGCUUACUAGAGAGAGUCCUCAGAAGCCCCCAGUUCCAUCAAGCACUUGGAAGUUUGACCAUGGCACUUCGAGACGGUGGUCUUCCUACCAUUGCGGGAGCACUCAACGUUAAAGUCCCCAACGGCGGCUAUAUGAGGGGUGGUGCCAUGCCCCUGGGUGGCGGCGAGGCUGUCGAGGCUUUCGUUGAGAGCAUUAAGUCAACAGUCAUAGAGAAGAAUCAAAACCAGGGCUGA
Colletotrichum graminicola M1.001 is the source of this 1197-nucleotide messenger RNA. RefSeq lists its product as uncharacterized. The transcript has 4 exons. Lineage: Eukaryota; Fungi; Ascomycota; Sordariomycetes; Glomerellales; Glomerellaceae. Gene Ontology annotation, molecular function: endopeptidase activator activity; proteasome binding; ubiquitin binding. Gene Ontology annotation, cellular component: proteasome regulatory particle, lid subcomplex; nucleus; cytoplasm. Bases 1 to 1197 code for a protein of 398 amino acids. The record is from RefSeq and is a predicted model, not a curated record. Gene Ontology annotation, biological process: ubiquitin-dependent protein catabolic process.